Messenger RNA from Rotaria socialis, 225 nucleotides. Lineage: Eukaryota; Metazoa; Rotifera; Eurotatoria; Philodinida; Philodinidae. The record is from the annotation of a GenBank genome assembly.
AUGGCGUCAUCUAAGCAAACAAACAAAAUCGUCACUCACGGAAAAUAUUUUAUUAAGUCUGCGUUAAGCAAACGUCCACCAUCUUCUUUAGAAAAUGAUGAUAGCCGCGGUGAAUCUUUCCAACAAAAGAAUACGCGUAAAUCAGAUACACAAGAUAAACGGCAAAAAGCUAUAAGACCCAAUGCAUUUCUGAGUUUUCGAAUAAAAAGUCAACAGGUAAACUAA